Molecule: messenger RNA, 820 nt
Organism: Hermetia illucens (black soldier fly)
Lineage: Eukaryota; Metazoa; Arthropoda; Insecta; Diptera; Stratiomyidae
Product: collagen alpha-1(I) chain-like
Exons: 2
Coding region: 149-706 (185 amino acids)
Source: RefSeq, a predicted model, not a curated record
GAGUCAAUUAUUAUUUUAGUGAGUUCACAGUUAGAUUGCAAAUUUCUUUUAAUGGUGUUCCGUUGGAGCUGUUUUCACUAAAUCUCUGAACUGAAAUCGAAAUGACAUAAAAGGCAACUGAGAAGUUUUUGGUGAGCAUUCAAUCGAAAUGAUUCGUCUAUCAACAGUAUUGGUCUUUGGACUACUUGCUCUUGCGGCCCAAGGCUUCACUAUUUCAGAAAAGGAUAAAAAUUUGAUUGGUCCCAAAGCAGAGGAAUUCAGUCGAGUGGCACGGCAACUUCUUCGCGAUUACGUAGGACCUCCAGGACCACCAGGGGCGCCUGGAUUACCAGGCCCACCAGGUGUUCCGGGUCAGGAAGGACCGGCUGGCAGGCCUGGAGAAACUGGGCGUCCCGGUGAACGAGGUAGACCUGGAAAAGAUGGCAAUAAUGGUCGUCCGGGUCCUGACGGUGAACGCGGACAGGCAGGUGCUCCUGGAGCACCAGGUCAGCAAGGACCACAAGGACCUCCUGGUCUGCCAGGACGAGAUGGAGCAGCAGGACCUCCGGGACCAAAAGGCGAGACAGGAGCACCUGGGCAGAAUGGAACACCAGGAUCGAGGGGAUCCCCAGGAUCACGUGGUGUACCGGGCCGGCCAGGAUUCCCCGGCCCAGUAGGAGCCACUGGUCCAGUUGGAGCUCCGGGACCAAUUGGACCCUCAGGUUAAGCGGAAUAAUGCAAAAGAACUCAUUACCAACGCCUCUAUUUUAUUCUUGUUUACUAUACAAUAAGAUCAGCUACAAAAACAGAUAAAUUCGAAUAAAGAAAUUUUGUAUCUAAA